AUGGCUGGUAAAGUGUAUGCUAAACCUGGGGACAUCAACAUCGGCGUCUUCGUCAUGGCAACCGAGUCGGAGUCUGGGAGCACGUGCAGUGAGCAGAUCCAGACAGGCUCGACGGCGUUAGAGUUCUCGGAAUCCGUGGCGUUUGCGGUGGAGGAGGUAAAUAAACGCGAGGAUCUGCUGCCGAAUGUUACUUUGGGGUUUUACGCUGUCGACGACUGCGCUCUUCCCGCGAUGUCGUUGGCGCAGUCGCUGUCGUUUUUACCACGUUCUGAUGAAAGCUGUGUGAAAAAGACGUACGGAAACACGACUUGUGUAAGGGAGGAUGUUGUUGUUUAUCCCGUGUUUGGAGUUCUGGCCCCUAUCUACAGUGUAACCGCCGCCCCCGUGUCUUUUCUCUACCGCGUUGCCAAAACGUCAAUCGUUGCAUCCUCCGCGUCUUCGGACGAGUUCAGCGAUAAAAAAAUUCAUCCUUACUUUUUUAGAGUGAUCGGCCCUGAUAAGUUUCAAGUCGAGGCUAUGCUCCACUUUAUAGCCGAUAAUGGUUGGAGUUACGUGUCCGUGGUUUACAUUGAAGGAACGUACGGCGAACGAGCGUUGGACAAUAUAAAAUCUUUGGUCAAAAACUAUCAUAUUUGUCUGGCCACUUGGAGCCGAGUUCAAAACAAUGACGACACCGACGCUGUUGCGCAGAAUCUUCUACGCCACAACAAAUCGCGGGUUGUUAUAGCUUUCAUGGACGAGGAACCAUUUGCUAGGCUUGUGGUUUCAGUCGAGAAGUUGAAGGCUACUGGGUAUUUUAUUUGGAUAGCCAGUGACUCCAUAGCGAACUCAGCAGUCGAAACUUUAUAUUCAAUUAAAGAUUUGCUAAUUGGUUCGUUUCUUUUUUCCUUCUACGCGCCACUUGUUCCUGAAUUUUACUCCUACAUCAAACAACAAAAUAUUUUAGAGUCCACGAACCCCUGGUUCAAACCGAACUGGGAAAGUUUAAACAAUUGUACGUUUGAAGCGGGCACGUGCGACCCAGUUAUUAAUACUCUGAGCAUGUCUAAACUGGAUUUUCAAACCCUGGCCACAUUUCAGAUGGACGCGGUUCUUGCGUUUGCGCACGCCGCACAUAAACUUAUUUCCGGUUUGUGCCCGAAUGUAACCGGAAGUAAAGCACGUGACUGCGUAAAGCGCGAGCUCUUAUAUCAUUACCUGCGAAACUUGUCGUUUACAGGUUACAGCGGGCAGGUCCAGUUUGACAUCAACGGGGAUUCCGUCGGCAGGUAUGUCAUCCACCAAGUCUCCAACGAGACGGUUCGAAUCCCAUCCGUAUACGAAGAUCUUAAAGCGGAAUCGCAGAAAGGAAUUGGAAAAAGAGAAGUCGCUUUCUACGACAAAGCUUCUGGGAAUUUAACCUACAUUGGUGCUAUAUCUUGGAGCCAUGUUAAGGAUUUAAACAUGACGUCUGGGUUUAGUCACGUGGUGUCGAUGUCUCGACCUGUGUCGGUGUGUAGCGUGCCGUGUGUAGCAGGCGAGUACCGGAUCCAGAAAGUUCCAGUCUGCUGCUGGGAUUGCUGGCUGUGUCGGGAUAACCAGAGAAUAGCCAGUGAGGGGUGCCAGGAUUGUCUAGACUUCACCUGGCCCGACCCAGACGCCAACUACACCACCUGCACCCCCAUCCCCCUCACCCACCUCGACACCUCCAGCGUGGUCUCAGUUCUCCAGAUUAUCUUCGCCGUGUUGGCCGUUUUUCUGACGCUUUCCAUCGCCGCGUCGUACGUCCACCUGCGUCACAGCCGCGUCAUCAAAGCAGCCAGCAAAGAGCUCAGCCAUAUUCAGAUCCUGGCAAUACUCAUCGGUUACGUCACGGUCAUCUGUUUCCAGACGUACCCAACACACCAGAUGUGUAGUGUGUUGUACUUCAUGUUCUGUCUAAGUUUCGCCGCACUGUAUUCCUCGUUGCUGAUCAAAGUCGUGCGUAUCUAUCGUAUCUUCAAAAACAGAUCGAAUAUUGGGCCGAGAUUCAUCAGCCCUACGUCACAGGUCAUGAUGACACUGGGCCUGGUGCUUAUACAGGAAAUUCCUACCGAAAUUGCAAUUGAGAACGAAGAAGAAGAAGAAGAAGAAGAAGAAGAAGAAAGAUAUUAUAGGCUAAAUGUCACUGGAUCAACACUGCUUGUGUUUUCUAAAAGAUGGCUUGUCCUCUGUGUCUACAUAACCUUGACCUACAAGCCAACGGCCAAGAAGACCCAGACCGUCCCGACGGAAAAAUUCGUUGAGCUCGCCUGUGACCUGACCUUCCCUGGCCUCGUGACCUUCCUGACCUACAACCUCGUCCUUGUCUCCCUUUGUUCCGUCUUCGCCUUCAAGAGCCGGAAACUUCCGGACAACUUCAACGAGUCCCGGUUCAUCUCGAUGUGCGUGUCCACCACGCUGGUCAUCUGGCUGGCCUUCAUCCCCACCUACUUCACGGCUGGACGUGAGUACGUCCGUGUGCUGCUGCUCUCCGUCUCGCUCAUCCUCAACCACACGGUGGCGCUGGUGUUUCUCUUCCUGCCCAAGGUCUACGCUGCCGUCUACCUACCCGACCAGGUCGCUCGGGUCACCGGGGUCACCACGGUUGCAAGUACUAACUAA
This is a messenger RNA of Physella acuta, 2622 nucleotides long. RefSeq names its product metabotropic glutamate receptor 3-like. Gene Ontology annotation, molecular function: G protein-coupled receptor activity. Gene Ontology annotation, biological process: G protein-coupled receptor signaling pathway. Gene Ontology annotation, cellular component: membrane. The record is from RefSeq and is a predicted model, not a curated record. Lineage: Eukaryota; Metazoa; Mollusca; Gastropoda; Physidae.